UUCUUCCAGGCACUGGAAACGGUUAACUUACGACUACGUGAACUUUACCCUGAAAGUGAUGAAAUAUUUGAUAUAGUUCUGAUGACAAACAACCAUGCGCAAGUAGGUGUGAGGCUGAUAAACAGCAUCAAUCACUACGAUCUGUCAAUUGAAAGGUUCUGUAUGACUGGUGGGAAAAGCCCAGUUGGAUAUCUGAAAGCAUACCUCACCAACUUGUAUCUUUCGGCAGAUUCUGAGAAAGUGGUAGAAGCAAUUGAAGCAGGGAUUGCAGCAGCGACUAUGUUUCAGAGCGACAAGGACCUGCAGCUUUCAGAUCACCAGCUGAGGGUGGCAUUUGAUGGAGAUGCUGUUCUUUUCUCUGACGAAUCGGAAAAGAUUGUCAAGGCUCACGGAUUAGAUACAUUUUUUGAACAUGAGCUGAAGUUUGAAGACAAGCCUCUUGCCCAGGGUCCUCUCAAAGGAUUUUUGGAAGUAUUGGGGAAACUGCAGAAGAAGUUCCACGCAAAGGACUUGCGUUUGAACUGCCCCAUCAGGACUUACCUGGUCACAGCACGAAGUGCUGCAAGUUCUGGAGGAAGGGCUUUAAAGACUCUUCGCAGCUGGGGCCUGGAGGUUGAUGAAGCACUCUUCCUUGCAGGGGCACCUAAAGGGCCACUCUUGGAAAAAAUACGCCCUCACAUUUUCUUUGAUGACCAGAUGUUCCAUGUUAAAGGAGCACAAGCAAUGGGAACGAUUGCAGCACACGUUCCUUAUGGUGUUGCUCAGAAAUACAACAAAAGCACCCCAAUAACUGAACCUUCAAAGAAAAGUUAAUCUUGAGCAGGAUAAAAUUACUGUGCGCGUGUGUAUGCGCAUGUGCGUGUGUGUGUGUAAGUUCAGCCAAUUUACACUUGUGCUGCAUUAUUCUAUGCUAUCUAGAAGUGCAAUGUGAAAAAAAGUCAAUCCUGGUCAAAAUUUGGCUUUAUUCAGUGGGUCUACUCAACAAAGCACUUAUACACAUUUUGACCUCUUUCACAUUUUCUAGUAUUGCAACUCAAUUUUUUAUGCUGUCUAACUUAAAUGCAGGAGAGCUGCAUGAAAUAGUCAACUUAAUGUUUUCAUAUUGUAUUUAAUUUGAGCACAGAAGCCUUGAAGCAGUUUUGUUCACAUAAAAAUGCACAUUUUGCAUGACUUUCCCUUUGGAACCGGAACUAUUUAAAAUUAUUUGAGAUAGCUUUUCUUUAAAAAAACCAAGUAAAGUUUACAGAAUGAUCAGGUUAUCACUGAAGUUUUCCUAUUCUGACAGCAUUUACAGAGAGAAAUCAGAGGUAACAUUUCAGGUUGAGUGACCCUUCCUCAGGGGAAGUUCUGAGGAAGGGUCACUGGACCCGAAAAGUUAACUCUCAUUGUUUUCUGAAGGUGUUGCCAAAUCUACUGAGCUUUUCCAGCAAUUUCUGUGUUUGUUUCUGAUUUGCAGUAUCUGUAGUGCUUUCGGUUUUUACCAAAGUUUUCCUAUCUUGUGAUGAAUUGUGCUGAGUACUUGACCUUGAUUUUUUUUUAUAAGUGUAAUUGAUGAUCAGUGUUUUCCCAAGUGCUGGGCAAACCAGUUCUGCAACGUGUGAUGAGAUCUCUCAUUCAUGGCAGUAAAGGGCUAAAUGCCUGCUUUUAGUGUGGGUAAGGAAUGAAUCUUUCUUGACAGUAGCAAUGUGGUGAAUGGUGCACUUCUGGCUGGCAGUCUGCUCAUGUUACCUACUGUUGAAUCUCUUCUCCUCCCCACAUUGAGGCCUUCAGUGACCGUGCAGCACCUGAGAAACAACUAUCAUGUGACUCAUCCCUCAAUGUCCCAAAUUCCCUCCUGCUUAAUCUUUUUCUUCCUAAAUGCUCAAUUUGAUCUUUGCCCUAUUUUCAUAGAGAAGAAAUUGUUUCUAUCUCGCUAAAUAAUUCUUUGUGUUUAUCAGAUUCUGUUGUUCAAAUGGAAGAAGCUUCGGUUCCUCCAGUUCCUUCUCACAAUGAAUAACUCUGUUCCCUGUAACCAUUACUCAGCACUACUGGUCUUAAACAGGUUUUGACACUACAUUGCAGUUGAUGUUAAGUUGGAGAAAAGAGUUUUAUGCAGCAUAUGUGCUGGGAACACAAGAAAACAAUGGGUAUAAGUAUGAUUGAGGCCAAUGAUGCACAUUAUAUGUGAAUAUGUUUUGAAGUCCCACAUAAAACCAUAUAUUUUCAUUAUUUUCUCUUCAGUAUACUAACAAGCGGCAAUGAUCCUAGAAUUCUGAAAGACUGGGACUCAUGCCUGUAAUCCGUACCAAUGUUCCCCUGUCCAAUGCUGUGAUCAUUACAAUAUUGCUCUUUCCUCUUGUUGUACAUCAGAUCUGCCAUCCAUUUUAUUGCCUGCAGCUGCUUGUAUGUUUACAUUCAUGAUUAUCUCACAACAUACGGUUUUAAAUAUUGCAAUAUGUCGGCAGAAGUCAAGUGCCCAUGGUGCAGGAUGCCAUUACACACCAUUCAGGGAGCUUGAAAAGACUGUCCAGAAAUUAAACAGUGAAUCUUGGAAAAUAAUCCCUGAUUUCCUGUUUUUUAUUUUGGAUUGUAAAAUGAAUAGUGCAAUUGAUUCUAAAAGUGAUAUAAUUUGGAAGUGAAUGUUUUGAAUGAAUGCUAGAUGAUGGAUUUGUUGAGAUAUGUGUUUUUUAAUCUUUUGCAUUCGGAAUGCCUGAGAUUGUUCAGUAAAUCAAAUGUGUUGGACAUUC
This is a messenger RNA of Chiloscyllium plagiosum (whitespotted bambooshark), 2726 nucleotides long. NCBI's taxonomy places the organism in Eukaryota, Metazoa, Chordata, Chondrichthyes, Orectolobiformes, Hemiscylliidae. The record is from RefSeq and is a predicted model, not a curated record.